AUGUCGUCCCUGGCACACGAACCUCGGCAGUCCCGGGAUACCCUCCAAUCCUCCGAACAUCUCGACCUGCGAGAUGAGAACGCAACCGAUUUCGCCAAGUUUAUCGAAUCGCAAGGCCCCAUCACCGGAUCCACGGGAGCCCGGGAGAUGCUCAAAGCGGGCCAGAGACGGCUUCGACAACUCGCUCAACGCCCGAAGAAGAGUACUGACCCCAGGUCCAAGGCCGAAGAGUCAGCGCGGCAACUGCUUGCCCUUCAGGAAGGAGGGUUCUUGCCGACGAAUGUUCCUGUUCCUGCUGGCGUACCCUCCAAGCGGUCGACCCACAAGAAAAGCCUGGACUCGAGCCGGUCUUCCUCCCGUUCUAUUUCCAACCUCAGUUUCAUGGCGAACUCUAGACGGGAUGUAGAAAGCAUUGGACAGCCAUGGCUCACGGAUCCACUCGAAAAGAAGGACAGACCGGAGGUUAGCACAAAUCAUUUGUCUGCGCUGGAUCUACGGGAGCUGACAUCUUUGGUGGAGGCUGCGGUAACCAUUCCCCCGCGCUUCGAUGACGCGAAUCCCCCGCCGUACCAGCCACCCGUACCGGCGAAGGAUGUCAAAGCGGAUGCACAGCGCGAGAACCAGGACCCUGCGGUUGCUAUUACCGUCGCCGACACCACAUCCGGAUUCAAGGAGAAACAGUCGCUCGGAUCCAGCGACGCGGCGAACCCCAGCAUCCAAGUCGACAGCAGUGAAGCGCAAGGACUCGACACACGGUCUGAGGAUAAUGUGCCAAAAGACGGAAAGGCAUCAGACAAUGACCAGUCUGGUCUCAAGACAGAUGAAGGCGCAAUGUCGCCAGGUUUCGUGAUCGACUCAGAGGUUGCCAACAAGCCUGCUACGAGCUCGUCUGGUAGCUCUUCAACACCGACAAGCCAAACCACUCCUUCUUUGAAGCUUUUCCCAGACACAAUGCCCCCGCGCAACUCGAGUAAAGGAGCCUGGCGCAUCUCCAGUGCUCGCUUGCUCGCUCUCAACAGACCUCUCCCGGCGAGCCCCGAUCCAGAGCAAAGUAACAUGGAUUCGAAUAAAGAAAGUUCUCAACCGACCGAUAGCACCACAGUCAAAGAAGGCUGCGGUACUCAGGAGGUAUCUGAGCCGAUAUCAUCUGCUUCCGCUGAUGUUGGAAAAUCGGACAAAGAGCCUUUGGCAAAUGAAAAGAAUGCACAGAAGAAAGGGUCUCGCCGACCUUCGUCCCUGCCAAUGUGCACAAUUGAUGCGUUUCCCUUGCCAGCACCCAUGAGACCCCUGCCUUCUCUUCCAGAAUCAACUGCAGCGAGUGGUGCUCACAGUCGCAGCGCCUCUAGCAGGUCUGCGCCUCUUGCAAGACUGGUGCUAGAUGAGAGAAACCAGGCCUCUAAUGCGCAUGAUGAAUCGGCCAAGGCCACACCGGCUAUGUCCAACUCUCUUCCCUUAGUACGCGCGGGGCUGAGUCGGGCCGAACGAGUUCAUGCAUUGAAGAUGAGAGAUAUGUCGGCGAGCCGUCUCUAUCUUAAGGAGUCGGAGACACCUCGUGAGGAGGAAGAGGAUUAUCAGCCCCCGCGGGGUGCAAAGGAACCCGAAGAAGCAAUGGAUCAGGAGCAUGGGGAGGCAUACGCUCCUAGGCCUGAGUCUGAAAAGUCGGCGAGUCGCAACAUGCGCUAUCAGCGAAAAGUUGCCUCGGACCCUCCAUCCCCACCGCCACUCUCCCCUCCGCCCUCGAAGCCGUCAAGACACCAGAUUAGCCAAUCUAUUGGCAGGCGUUACUGCAGCACACCUCUUACAGGUAGUGCAGUAUUGGCGAGAGAUUCUGAGCCGCAGAUGCUCCCUGCCUCCAGGGACGCCCCUGUUCGUCGGAGUAGUAGCACUCGAAGCGUGACCUCUUCGCAUGAGCGAGCGAGAAAGGAACAAGACCCCGUGGGCCGCUCCGACGUUCCCAUUCCAUCAUCCGACGACGAGUGCACCAGCGCAAGCGCGCGCCAGGAUCAAGCCCGUCCAACUUCUAGUCGACGCCGACGGAUGAGACCAGCACCCCUCACGAUGACUGAGCACCGCUCACACAAGAUGCGCGCGACAAGGAGGUCUUCCGACUACUGCCUUUCGCCGGGAAGCCACCGAACCCGUGCCUCCGGACGGGCGUCGCCACAGUCGCAUCAUACUCAGAGCUCCUAUUAUUCUCGGGACUCACGAAGCUCCCACCAUGACACGAUCAGGGCUCUUGAAGGGCGCAUCGCGCACCUUGAACGACAGAACAAGAUCCUCCAGGCCGCGCUUAUGGCCGCGUUGGACGUGGGCAGUGUAGAAAGUCUGCUUGGGGGAUCUGCUACCUCUCUAUCUACAUCGGCGAACACGCCGGCAACCGGACGGUCUUUUUCGUCUACGAACAGCUCCAGCUUGGAUGAGUCGAUGGUGGACGACCGUCGGCGUAGUCGCAGACGUCAGCCACCCUACCGUCCAACCAGCUGGAUAGCGAGCCCGGUCUCUAGCAGACGGGGCAGCUAUGAUACCGAAGACAGUGAGAAUGUGAGGGAAUUGGAGGAUAUGAUUGAAGAUUUUGAUAUGGAUUGGAUGUCUGAAAGGUCGAAUCCUUCGAGCUUUCAGAUGUCCUGAAGUUGAUGUCAAAUGGUGUAAUGGCGAUUGUUGAUGUUUUUACCACGCUCUUUGAAAUGUCCGAUCUUAGGAUGAGGAUUUAUGCGCGUCCCUGGUGGAUGGAUUUUGUCUCCGAUGUCAUUCCCUGUUACUUGCAGAUAUUUCCUAUGUU
Messenger RNA from Aspergillus costaricaensis CBS 115574, 2779 nucleotides. RefSeq lists its product as uncharacterized. Lineage: Eukaryota; Fungi; Ascomycota; Eurotiomycetes; Eurotiales; Aspergillaceae. The record is from RefSeq and is a predicted model, not a curated record. The coding region runs from base 1 to 2628 and encodes 875 amino acids. The transcript has 2 exons.